This is a messenger RNA of Macroventuria anomochaeta, 1381 nucleotides long. RefSeq names its product thiamine diphosphate-binding protein. Gene Ontology annotation, molecular function: catalytic activity. Lineage: Eukaryota; Fungi; Ascomycota; Dothideomycetes; Pleosporales; Didymellaceae. The record is from RefSeq and is a predicted model, not a curated record. The transcript has 3 exons. Bases 137 to 1348 code for a protein of 403 amino acids. Gene Ontology annotation, biological process: branched-chain amino acid catabolic process; response to nutrient.
CAAGCGUCUCCGCCGAGGCGCAUGAGCCGAACGUCCGCACUCACUCCUUCCGCCUGGGGGAUGGGGUGAACGAAUUACUCUGCUCUCUGAUGUAGAGCUCUGUAACAACUCACUGUUGUUUGAUUACACCUAAAUCAUGACCCCCAAAACACCCUCAGUGCGUGCCUUAUCGCGGUAUCUGCUCAGGCCUCAAGCAUCACUUCAUUCAAGAUGUCAUUCGAAGCCCCACAGCAGACAAUACUCCGCUGCUGCUGCCGGUGCGAGACUGAAUAUGCCGUUGGAGUACGAUUCGACACCUCUCCUGCACCACACGUCGAAGUCAGCACUGGCAAACCCAGAGCUGCCAGAGCACAUCCGGAAAGGCCAAACAAAGCGCAUCAACCUCUACACCGCCGUAAACGAAGCACUUCGCCAUGCGUUGCAGAUAGACGAAAGAGUGCUUGUAUUUGGUGAAGACAUCCAGUUUGGAGGAGUGUUCCGUUGCACAAUGAAUCUCGCUGCGGACUUUGGUACAGAUCGAGUCUUCAACACGCCGUUGAGCGAGCAGGGAUUAGUUGGAUUCGCCAUAGGAGCAGCAGCUGAGGGCAUGAGACCGGUUGCAGAAGUACAAUUCGCCGACUACGUCUUCCCGGCAUUCGACCAAAUCCACAACGAAGCAGCCAAGUACAGAUACAGGUCAGGAAGCACCGGGGUACAUUGUGGUGGACUGACGAUUCGUAUGCCAUGCGGUAGUGUAGGUCAUGGUGCACUAUACCACACCCAGUCCCCAGAAGCCCUCUUCACUCACACGCCCGGCCUUCGUGUCGUCGUCCCACGCUCUCCUGUUCAAGCGAAGGGUCUACUCCUCUCCUCCAUCCGCGCCGCCGACCCUGUGAUCUUCAUGGAGCCCAAAAUCCUCUACCGUGCCGCCGUCGAACAGGUCCCCGUCGAUGCAUACCACCUGCCUCUCGAUAAGGCUGAGGUCCUUAAGACCGGCAAAGACGUGACCAUCAUCUCCUACGGCACACCACUCUACACAUGUUCAGCCGCGAUAGCAGCUGCGGAGAAGGACUUUGGGUGCAGCGUAGAGCUGAUCGAUCUUCGCACGAUCUACCCAUGGGACCGAGAGACUGUACUUGAUAGCGUCAAGAAGACCGGAAGAGCGAUUGUGGUGCACGAGAGUAUGAUGAAUGCGGGUGUUGGCGCGGAAGUUGCUGCGACGAUUCAGGAGCAAGCAUUCUUGAGGUUAGAGGCACCGGUCAAGAGAGUUGCUGGAUGGGCGACACAUACUGGUCUGGUCUUCGAGAAGAUCAUCAUUCCGGACGUUACAAGAGUAUACGACGCGAUCAAGAAAACAAUAGAUUACUAGACAUAAAAAGGACCAAUAAAUCAAUAGAACAUC